AUGUCAAAGCUGUGGAAGUCAGGAAUGUUACAAUCCGCUAUCAGAGAUGGGAAGCUUCUCGCUGUACGGCUCCUACUAGAAGCCGGCGCGGAGGUAAAUCAGGAGGCUAGGCAAACACCUUUGCAUGCGGCGACAUUCAAAAAGGAUACCCGUUUCGCGGAGAUACUCAUUCAGCACGGAGCUCAUAUGGAAGCCCAGAACCACGACAAGUUAACACCGUUGCAACAGGCAGUUAUGAAUGGCUUCGUGGAAGUCACUAGGCUUCUGCUAUCGAACGGCGCAAAUGCGAACGUCGUAUGCAUGGGCGAUCCAACAGAAGUGUUCAUGCGUCUACAGAACAGAGGUAGCAUAAGGAGGGACCCCUAUGCUGCCGCAAAGACUCCUUUGAUGCUCGCUUGUGGUCUCAGUCCAAACGAAAGCGAUCCUGACCUCCCAGUUCGGAUGGUGCAGUUGCUCCUCGAAUAUGGAGCCGAUCCAAAUGUCGAGGGCAACAUAGGCGAAAACAUGACCGCCUUCCACUGUGCGGCUCGGGCAAGAAACCCCACUAUUUUAGAGCUGCUUUUCGAUGCUGAUACCAAUGUUGGCGGUCGUGGCAAAGGUCUUGAAGAAGCUGGAAAAAUGCGAGUAUACCAACUCCUCUUCAAAAGCUCUGAUGUCCCAAUGGCGUCCUUUGAUCUGAGGGGACAUUGCAUUCCGGGGAGGCGCGCAAAAUGCUUUCAUAUUCUGAUGAAUAAACGAUGUGGAAAUGAAACCAUGCUUUGGACAGCUGCAAAUUUGGAGAACUGGGCCUUUGUCGAAGAGCUGCUGAUAUGUGGUGCGGAUUCGGAAGCACUAAUACUCCAAUCUGCAGCUGAAAAAGGAUGCGAAUCUGUCGUCAAGCUCCUGAUAGACUCUGGUAAUUGUGCCAGUAUACUCAAUGAGCAAGUGCAGACACCGCUUCAUCUUGCCGCGAAGAACGGGCACACAUCCGUCGUCAAGGUUUUGAUAGACUAUGGCGCUGGUCUGGAUGUUACAGACAAGUUGCAAAACACGCCCCUCCACCUUGCCGCAUACACAGGAUACCAGGGAAUAGUGGGCUUACUACUAUCAUGCGGCGCUGAUCCCGAUGCAGCUAACCACCAAGGGUGGAGGCCACUUCAUGCCGCGGCAUGGCGUGGCCAUACGGAAGCUGCCCAGUUACUGCUACAGGCUGGAGCUGAUGUAGGGGCGGCUACUUUGAGAUUUUUUGAAGCCUUCGAAAUAGGGUUUUUCAGACACCAGGAUGUGGCUUGGGCUGGAACACCUCUUCACCUUGCGGCCAUGGCUGGCAGCGUUGAGAUGGUUCGACUGAUACUGCAAGAAAAGGUUGACGUUAACGCAAGGACGAACUCUUUUGACAAUGAGGAUGAAAAAGGUCAACCCACAAACACACCCAAACUUGGCCCUACGGCAUUGCAUAUCGCUCUUGGCACGCAGAGCUGUAGGGGUCGGAAGUGGUACGAAUUGGACGGGAGAUGGCCUGUGUUUUCCCCUUUUGAACGUGGUGCAAGCGUCGAAUUGGACAAGGGAAGGUCGGAAAUUGCCUCUUUGUUGAUCGAGCGUGGUGCAAAUGUUGACGGCGUGGCGAAUCACUUGCAGCUCAAAGAUGUUGCAAAGUUUGAGGGCUUCCCGCAGUUAUGGGACAAGCUAAGAGUCGGCAUCACUGUCACUGAUUAA
Molecule: messenger RNA, 1695 nt
Organism: Colletotrichum gloeosporioides
Lineage: Eukaryota; Fungi; Ascomycota; Sordariomycetes; Glomerellales; Glomerellaceae
Exons: 2
Coding region: 1-1695 (564 amino acids)
Cellular component (GO): cytoplasm; nucleus
Molecular function (GO): protein binding
Source: RefSeq, a predicted model, not a curated record